Messenger RNA from Daphnia magna, 2051 nucleotides. Its product is annotated as moesin/ezrin/radixin homolog 1. Gene Ontology annotation, cellular component: apical part of cell; microvillus; cytoskeleton. Gene Ontology annotation, molecular function: cell adhesion molecule binding; actin binding. The transcript is spliced from 8 exons. The coding region runs from base 239 to 1990 and encodes 583 amino acids. Gene Ontology annotation, biological process: regulation of organelle assembly; positive regulation of protein localization to early endosome; regulation of cell shape. The record is from RefSeq and is a predicted model, not a curated record. Lineage: Eukaryota; Metazoa; Arthropoda; Branchiopoda; Diplostraca; Daphniidae.
GCCAAUGUACUAACUGCAGUCAUUAGAUAUUGGUGUGUGUGUGUGCGUGUGUGGCACCUGUCGGCUCGUCUUUUUCUUUUCUCUCACGCCGAUACGCGUCUGUGUUACAGACUAAAGCAAUUUGCCUGUCAGUUUCUCUGUGUGUGUGUGUGUGUCGGUAUUUUAUGUGAUUCUACCGUUUGAGGCUUGAUUUUGUUUCGUGAAAUUUUCCUUUUCUGGAUUGGUUGUUGAAUUCAUCAUGAGCGACAAGAAGAAGGUCAAUGUUCGGGUGACGACGAUGGACGCCGAGCUGGAAUGUGCCAUCCAGCCGACGACAACGGGCAAACAGCUGUUUGACCAAGUUGCCAAGACAAUCGGUCUCCGUGAAAUCUGGUUUUUCGGACUCCAGUACACAGACAGCAACAGUUACUCUACGUGGCUAAAGCUCAACAAGAAGGUGCUGAAUCAAGAUGUCAAGAAAGAGAGUCCAUUGCAAUUCAAAUUUCGGGCCAAAUUCUACCCGGAAGAUGUGGUGGAAGAAUUGAUUCAAGACAUCACCGUGCGGCUGUUUUACCUGCAGGUCAAGAAUGCUAUCUUGACCGACGACAUUUAUUGCCCACCCGAGACGUCCGUUCUACUCGCCUCGUACGCCGUUCAAGCCAAAUAUGGAGAUCACGAUAAGGAACUGCACGCUUCCGGUUACCUGGCCAACGACCGCCUCCUUCCGCAACGAGUCAUGGAUCAACAUAAUCUGACGCGGGAACAGUGGGAGGAACGCAUCUCCACCUGGCAUGUCAAGCACGGAGGAAUGCUAAGAGAGGAUGCUAUGAUGGAAUAUCUAAAAGUGGCCCAGGAUUUGGAAAUGUACGGUGUCAAUUAUUUCAAAAUCAAGAACAAGAAGGGCACUCAGUUCUGGCUCGGCGUUGACGCUCUCGGACUCAACAUCUACGAAAAGGAUGACAAAUUGACUCCGAAGAUUAGUUUCCCCUGGUCGGAGAUUCUCGACAUCUCGUUCAAUGAUCUCACAUUUGUCAUUAAACCCAUCGACAAGAAGGCGCCGGAUUUCGUGUUUUUCCCUACGCGUUUGCGCAUCAACAAGCGCAUCUUGGCCUUGUGUAUGGGCAAUCACGAGUUGUACAUGCGCCGACGCAAGCCCGACACGAUGGAAGUGCAACAGAUGAAGGCCCAGGCGCAAGAGGAGCGCCGAUCCAAGAUGAAGGAGCGCGAGAAGUUGCAGCGCGAAAUUCAAGCCCGCGAGAUGGCGAUGCGCAAACAAGAACAAGAAUACGCCGACAGGCUCAAGUCGAUGCAAAAAAAAAUGGAACGCCGGCAACGAUUCACACUCCUCGAAGCGCAGCAGACGAUCCGUCGCUUCGAGGAACAGCUUCGUCAAUUGCAAAAGGCCAACGAAGAGCUUGAAGUGUCGCAAAAGGAGUUGCACAACAUGAUGAAGAGGCUAGAAGAGGCCAAAGAAAUGGAAGUGGCCGAGAAAUUGAAGCUGGAAGAAGAGAUCCGUGCCAAACAGGUCGCGGUCCCGCGCAACGCCGAGGAAGUUCAGCGCAAGGAUGACGAAACGCGUCGUCUGCAAGAAGAGGUGGAAGAAGCCAGGAGGAGGCAAGAGGAGGCGGCCGCUGCCUUGAUUGCUGCAACGACCACCCCACAGCAUCAACACGUCAACGAAGGCGAUCACGAUGAAGGGGAGGAUGAGGAAGAUGGAACUCCGAACGGUGACAUCAGCGCUGGCAAUGACUUGAUAUCAGAGAGCGACAUCAACUCGAUCCGCGAUCCGGUUGAAGACCGGCUCACUCUGGCCGAAAAGAACGAACGUCUCCAGAAUCAGUUGAAGACGUUGAAGAAAGAUUUAGCGGGCACGAAGGACGAGACCAAAGAGACGGCCAUGGACAGGUUGCAUAAAGAGAAUGUCAAGCAGGGUCGCGACAAGUACAAGACGCUGCGGGAGAUCCGCAAAGGCAACACCAAACGGCGUGUCGAUCAGUUUUUCGAUAUGUAACAUGUAUUUGCCGAAACGCAUCGUGUAUAUGAAUUUUGUAAAUAAAAUUGAAUUCGACAGA